AUGAUGGAUCAGCAGCAGGCUGCUCCUGGCUUCUGGAGGUACUUGAUCAAUCCAGACAAGAGCGCUACACCUCAAUUUGAACAGCUAUGCGUGGGGAUCGCAAAAGUCAUUGCGACUCUCGAACCAGGGCCCAACAGCGAAUUGACGCCCUCACGUCUGGCCGCUUUCUACCGAGCCGUGGGCGGUAACUACGACUCCCUCUUCCUCAAAUCCUCCGACCAUGCCCUCUCCUUCAUGUUCCAAACCCUCGGCUGCUACCACUCCUUACAACCCACUCCCAGUCCGUUCGAGACUCCCCGAAUUCCGUGCCUGACGCCAAUCGGCUUUGCGCGAUGGCAAACUAUCCAACUUCUGCUAUGUCCAGAGGAGAAUGUGGGCUUCGUCCAGAAGGCCGUACAGUUAUGGAAAGUGCCCACGCCAAAUGGUGGCACCUAUCCCACAUACAUUCCCAAAGAGAUGUUUCCUGACAGACCAGACGAGGCCAUGGAAAAAUGGUACAGGAUGGUGACCGGCAAGCUGAACCAGCAAAAUUACAACCUGCGCCGCAUCAAGAACUCCCCCUAUCAGUCCCCCCAUCCUGAACCUUACGACCCACGAGAUGGCUAUUUCUCUGGAGCUCAAGAUGGGCGGCCAGCAAGACCCUCGCGAAGCAGUUCCCGCGAUGACGAUCAAUUGGCAGCCAUGUAUCGUAGACGAAGUAGUGUCCCCGACUUCCCUUCUCCGCCUGGUGAUAGAGGGUCGCAUUGGGAUCCACGAAGUCAGCAGGAAGCCAGAAAGGCUCGGAGUCACUCGGCUCAGAGAUCAUCGCCCAGGCCACCGACGCGUCAACGAUCUCAAACCACUACCGGACAACCUGGCCAUCACAAGCCAUCAUCAAGCAGUCCAUCGAGUCGCAGGCACGAGACUGCUCCACCAGAGCCAUCAGGACGACGACCACCAUCUGGGUACAACAUGGCAUACCGCUCUCCAGCGCGCACUCCCUCGACGGUUGAUGAAGACACUGGCAGCGAAGGGAGCUCAGAGGCUUCACAAGCGGGCCGACAUCAUCGCAAAUCCGAUGAGGACAGAAAGACUCGUCGUUCUUCCCUCUGGCCGCCCUCGUUCUUGCGGUCGUCACACAAGCGGCGUCAUUCGUCAGAUGCAGGUUACCGUGCCCCCGGUGCUCGAUCGCGGCCACCACAACCGUUACGGCCAGAAUACUACCCACCUCCUGCGACGAAACCUGCACCCCAGCCACAAGCACCACUGUAUCGAGGGUCUGGCGCAGCUCCACAAUGGCGAGAUCCAAACUGGGACAAUGAAGCGCCCAGUUCGACACCUGGGACGCCCUUACAGACACAGAUGGAUCCACGCGCCCCAUCCAUUCGCUACCCUGACCAACAAAGCUUCGAGCCGCUAACAAGAGAAAGUAGCAGCGGAAGCGAUCAUAGACACAGGUCCUCGGAUUGGGAGAGAGGCAAUUCCCACAGACGGCAAGUCCAGCCUCCUCCAAGGAUCGCGACCAUGACGGGAGUGUCGGGGAGAAAGUACCCGACUCCGACAGACGCUAUGAGUCCAAUUGAACGUCAUCGGACUCAUCCUCACCGUGGGAAUGUUUCCGCCAUGGUUUGA
Molecule: messenger RNA, 1611 nt
Organism: Cladophialophora carrionii CBS 160.54
Lineage: Eukaryota; Fungi; Ascomycota; Eurotiomycetes; Chaetothyriales; Herpotrichiellaceae
Exons: 2
Coding region: 1-1611 (536 amino acids)
Source: RefSeq, a predicted model, not a curated record